AAUGUUGGGAAAAAAAACAAAACAAAUCUAGUCGCUACCAUCCAGGAGCUCCAGUACUUUGGAUUUCUCUCCGGGUUGUGAUAAUCUGAAAGGCUUUAUAAGAUGAGGAGAAAAAACAGGGCGAAAGCAGCCUCACAGGAAGCUGUGGAGAAGAAAGAUUUCACCUAUUCAAAGAAAAAAGGGAGCGCACCUCCGGGUGGAGUGAACCAGCAGGAUAAUCUCUCCAGAAACCCCGCUGGAAGAGGCCUUGGAAAAGCCGGAGCCAAACGUCUGGGCCGGCUGCUCAAACGGGUCAUCCAGCCUCAGGAGGAGCCGGCGGGAAAAGCAAACGCUUCAGUGCCAAAGACCCCCGUUCGUCUUUUCAAGCAUCAGAUUGAAACAAAGGCCAACAAAGCUCCCAAGGCGGAGCCCUCGAAGCAGCAGGUCUCUCAGCUCAUCCUCAGCGUGGUCUCCGAGUGCAAACACAGAGGUGGCAUCUCCAUGGCCGAGCUCAAGCAGACGCUGGCUGCCCAGGGCUACGACGUGGCAAAGAACAACCGGCGGGUUAAGGUGGUGACGGAGCGGCUGGUCAAAGACGAGACCCUGGAGCGAACUACGAGAAACACCUCCUUCAGACUCAGCAAUAAGAAAGCAAUGGAAGUGAAGGCAGUAAAGACGAGCCCAGCAGCGUCCCCGGAGCCGCCAAGGGAGGUGAGGGCAGCCAGCAAAUCACCCGAAGGAGCAGCAGAGUCCCAGAAAAAAGAAAAAAAGAUGCCCAAAGCAAGAGGCAAAAUGCAAAAGCUGAAAGCAAAUACCAGCAGAGCGGCAGGGAAGGUCCAGAAAAAAAGACGACAGGCAACGAAACCCGGAGGAAAAUCCCCAAAACCAACCAGAAAGAAACCUCAGCUCGCGAAGAGCCGCACCACGCAGGGUAAAAAGCCACCGGCGAAGGCUAGAAGUAGACAGAGGAAUCAGCCGAAGCAGGUCACAUCUUCCCGCAAGAGACAACCACAAAGAGGGAGACUACCCAAGACAAGGGUGCAGGCGCAGCGCCGUCGGAAUACCAAAACCCGCAAGCGCUAAGCCUGGCAAUAAAAAUUAAACAUUUUUAG
Messenger RNA from Fundulus heteroclitus (mummichog), 1091 nucleotides. Its product is annotated as histone H1. Gene Ontology annotation, molecular function: DNA binding. Gene Ontology annotation, biological process: nucleosome assembly. Gene Ontology annotation, cellular component: nucleosome. Bases 103 to 1062 code for a protein of 319 amino acids. The transcript is spliced from 3 exons. Lineage: Eukaryota; Metazoa; Chordata; Actinopteri; Cyprinodontiformes; Fundulidae. The record is from RefSeq and is a predicted model, not a curated record.